AUGGCAGCUGCGGCGCAGCUAAAGGUGGAGCCUGUUCUGGCCCGCCCCUGGGUGCUUCUGCGCAAUGCCAUGGACACAACUCACAUGCCGUCCUGGCUUCAACGAGAUCAUCUCCAAUUCACUGAGAAGCUUUUCAGCAAAGGUAUUCAUGCAACUCCGGUUCUUGUGGCGCAGACGCUCUACAAGAUGAAGGGGCAAACUCCUCACGUUGCUUUCGUGGGCAGAUCCAAUGUUGGCAAGUCCACCCUUCUGAACAUGCUGCUGCAUCGUCGGCCUUCUCCUGUUCCUGAGCACUGGAGUAACAGCAGGAAGCUGCGCUUGCCAACCGCAGCGCCCGUAUCACACACGCCUGGAAGGACGCGGCAUUUGUUCCGGUUUGAGCUGGGCGGAGCCCUUACGUUGGUGGAUCUGCCAGGAUAUGGACACGCGGCGAAAACUCCAAAGGAGGUGAAGGAGAGCUGGAGAGACUUAAUCGAUGGAUACCUGACCAAUGCUGAUCACCUCCGCCUAGUGGUGUCCCUGGUGGACGGCAGAGUCGGCGUGAAGCGAUCAGAUGAGGAGUUGUGGGAGCUUUUGGAGGAGCGGGAAAGACAGCUCAUGGUGGUGCUCACCAAGGUUGACCAGUGCUCGCCGGAAGUGCUCAAUAGGACCAUGGCACAUGUUGUGUCUCUUCUGGAGAUGAAGAAGGCAACUUUUGUCUGGCCCUACGUGCAUGCAGUGAGUGGUCUGCAUGGCCACGGGGUGGACGAGCUAAGGGCAUCUGUUAGUUUAGUCGCCUCGGAUUAUGUCGCUCGAAAGCAGAGCAAGAAAAGGAAGCUCCUUCCCCAUCUCCUGAGCCAACCCGACCCUGCCAUCGGAUUUGAUGAUGCGACAGAUGGGGCUCGAGUCAUUGCGGUGUCGAGCACUGCACACCUGGGUGCCAACAAGGAGCUCAUGACAGGAGACCUCAUGGCACCUGAGCGCUACACCACGUGGGGUGCAUACUGCCAGUCGAAGCUCGCCAAUGUGCUCUUUGCGAAAGAGUUGGACCGCAAGUUCAAAAAGGCUGGGAUCAACGCGACGGCUGUGUCUUGCCAUCCGGGGGGUGUGGACACAGACCUGGCACGUUGGACAAUGACUGCAGAUGGCGACCCACAGAAGGCCAUGAGACUCCGCAAGGACAGCCCUGCAGCCGAUGCUUUCUUCAGCUUUGUCACCCGAUCUGUCAAGUUGGGUGCGAACACACAGGUCUUCUUGGCUGCUGGAGGAGAUGGCGGGUACAACAAGUCGGGAGGCGAGUACUUCGACAACAUGGCUCCAGGUUCCAAUUGUAGGUCGCUGGCACAGCCAUGCACUGGAUUUGCCUUGAUGCAAACAUUCAGGGCCAUGGCGGAGAAUGCGCAAGAGCAGCCAGAGCUGCAGAAUUUGCAGAGUGAGGAAAAUGAGGCAGCAGAAGCUCCGGCGGAAGCUCCAGAUGAAGCUCCGGCGGAAGAUCCAGCCGAAGCCCCGGCAGCUUCGGCCCAGAGCGAGCUUUCAGAGCUGCAGACUCCGCAAGCUCCAAGCUCCCAAGUCCAAGUACGGCCUCCGCCGCUCAAGAGGGCCCCGGCUCCACCGCGCAGCUUGCGAAAUCAGAAGAAUAAGGCGAGGAAAGCGAAAGAUGAGCCUCGACCCGUCUGGGACGACAGGCACCAUCUCAACUUCAACGACGACAAUUCCGAAAAGCCGAAGAGGCUGCGGAGCUACUUCAGCCGGCCACAGUCUUUGCCAGAGCUUCGCGCAGAUGUGGAGAAGAGGCCGAACGCGAAGUCAAUUCUCAAGAAGUUGGAGACGGAUGAAGGCACCGAAUGCCCCAAGUGCACGAACGUUUUCUUGAUGGACUCCCUCUACUGCCGGCGGUGUGGCACAAAGCGCGAACAGAUGCCCGCGCAGGCUGCAUCAUUUGUAUCUGCAGAUGCCGGGCCAGCAGUGUGUCCUCUUCGUCAUGCAGCAGGUGGCGAUAUGGCGGACCGUGAUGGGGCGCGAUGUCCCUGGAACAACCGGUGGCAAGCAGGGGUCCACAUCUUGAACGAGCAGAUGCAUCCGCUGCACCGCUCCUCUUUCGCGACGAAGAGCUUGUUUGAAACGGCACCUUCUCAGAGGUGGCGACGACACCUCGAUGUGCAGAACGAGUUCGGAUCUUGGCGCUCCAUGCUCACCUCAAAGGGUGAGAAGUUUCCACCACUUGGUGUAUGA
Messenger RNA from Symbiodinium natans, 2211 nucleotides. The record is from the annotation of a GenBank genome assembly. NCBI's taxonomy places the organism in Eukaryota, Dinophyceae, Suessiales, Symbiodiniaceae.